Molecule: messenger RNA, 12327 nt
Organism: Stomoxys calcitrans (stable fly)
Lineage: Eukaryota; Metazoa; Arthropoda; Insecta; Diptera; Muscidae
Gene: Dab
Product: protein disabled
Exons: 12
Coding region: 1093-8601 (2502 amino acids)
Source: RefSeq, a predicted model, not a curated record
GCCGUUUGACAUAAUCGAAUUUUCAAUGAUUUUCAACGUAUUAAGGGCGGAGGACUAUUCAUAUACUGAAAAAGAAAACGGCCAUUAUAAGUUUAUUGAGAAAAGUUACUAAAAAAUUAUACAAGAUUACCGAAAAAGUUAAAAAAUUCCAUACCAUUUGUGAGCAAUCUCAGCAAUAGUGUGAAAAUUGAUGGAAAAAAGGUUGAAGCCAAUUUCUGUUUUAUUGUUAUACAUAAAAUUUUUUCAUCACAAGUGUAUUUUUUCGGUAUUUUAUUAUCAAAAAGUUAAAUAGACCUUUUAAUAGAAAAAGUUCCAAAAAAAGGAAAAGAAAACCAAAAUUUUGAUAAAUUGUCCAUCAAAAAGUUAAAAAAUAGAUAUAUAUCAAAGUGAUGAUAGCCAAGUGAAAAUGUGAAAAAAUUUGGGUUCCACAUUAUUAUGUAUGACCUGUUUCCGAAGGAACACACGUAAUAUUGUAUGAUUUUCAACGAGUCAAUGGUCCGAAUCCUACGAAACCGUUCAGUUCUUAUAAGAAAUGCCUUAAAUAGUUUGCCAAAAACAAUCAGAAAUACCAAACACCCAACGUAAUGCUUAGCUUUUUAUUAUUUGAAUGAGUGAAAAAUCGAUAAAAGUUGCUGUAUUCUUCUUCUCCAUUCAAAAUUCGUGUGCGGGGCGUCUAUUACCCAGCAGUCGUCAGCAACCACCCCUUCAUGUCCGUCGAAUAACAACCGCUAUAGCAAAAACAAAAUAAACAAACGUAAUACUACCGUUAAUAAACCAAAUCAACCACCCUCUCUCACAUUGUCGGUAAAAUUGCAUUUGAGGUAAAUAGAGGAAACGAGCCGAGAGCCGAACGAAAACAUCUGAUUAAAAAAAUAAAAGAGAAUAAAAAAAAACAUAGCCUUAUUCAGCUAGCUAGCCAGUCAGGCAAACAAAACGAAAAAGUAAACAAAACAAAUAUUCGAGAUAAAAAUCACGAUCUGUUAUUUGUGCCAGUGUGUGAUACAAAAAAGGAAAUAAAAUUUAAAUCGGAUUUUUUUGGAUCGUUCGUUUUAAACGUUGCAGCGCACGGAUGUCAAGCAAUUCUUCAAAAAUAUGCAAACCCUAAGAAAGAAAACGAGCCCCUGUAAAUAUCGCAAUGAUCCGGGGCGUUUCUUUGGCGAUGGUGUGCAAUUCAAGGCGAAACUUAUUGGCAUACUGGAGGUGGGCGAAGCACGUGGCGAUCGUAUGUGUCAAGAGGCCUUACAAGACUUAAAAAUGGCUAUUCGGGCCGCCGGCGAGCAUAAGCAACGCAUCACAAUUCAUGUAACCAUAGAUGGCCUGCGUUUGCGUGAUGAAAAAACUGGAGAUUCAUUGUAUCAUCAUCCUGUUCACAAGAUCUCGUUUAUUGCCCAAGAUAUGACCGAUUCGCGGGCGUUUGGUUACAUAUUUGGAUCUCCCGAUAGUGGCCACAGAUUUUUCGGUAUUAAAACCGAUAAGGCAGCUUCACAGGUGGUGCUGGCCAUGCGUGAUCUAUUUCAAGUUGUUUUCGAACUGAAGAAAAAGGAAAUCGAAUUGGCCCGUCAGCAGAUACAAUCCAAGUCGAUACAUCAUCAUGAUCAGCAUCAGCUGGCAUCGUUGUCAUCGCUGAAGAGCGCAGCAACCAUUGCCGGACAGAAUGAUUUGUCUGGUCUAGGUGGGGGAUCUAGUAAUUCGGCGGCCACUCUUAGCAUGCUAAAUAAUAUGGCUAGUAGUUCAACAAAUACUCCUUCCAAUAAUCGCCUAGGUGUAAAUUUGGAUUCCAAAGGAAUUUCCAAAGAGAUUUCUCCAGAAUCGGUUGCCGAUUUGGUUGAUUUAGAACAAGAGCUUAGUUCGCUACAAAGGGGUAUUAAUCAAAUGGAACGCAUAACCCCCAAUGAUGGUGCAGCAUCAAAGUCUUCUAUAGGUGGCAAUGAUGAUCCUUUUGGGGAUUCAUUUACAAAUUUUCCGACCUUACCACCGCCUGAACCAGGACGCUCGCGCAGUAAAACAUCGACCAAAAGCAUUGAUUUAUCUACAACCGCCAAUGCCGCUACCUCGUCGUCGUUACUGUCACCCUCGGCAACACAGACACGGCAAUCGCCAGAUUCUUCGACGGGCAUUUGUUCCAUGGUACCUCCUCUACAACCAAUGGAUGACGAUGAUAAUUGGCUGCGUGAAUUGGAUGCCCACAAUGAUGUUUUUGAUACCUCGAAAACUAUGAUGCCAGGUCUAAUGGGCAUGCCGCCAUUGGCAUCAUCUUUGUCCAGUAGUGUUCCUCUCACUGGCACAAGGGCGCCACUGGCCACCAGAGAAUCUACUGCAACUCCUCCCAAUCACAUAUAUGAGACCGUAUCGUGUUCCGCUCCAUCAGCUAUGCCCGAUAUGAAUGAAUUGGGAAAUGUCGCCAAUAGUACCACAACAAAUGCCGCCGAUGCAAAUAGCAUUGCCAAUAGUCCUAGCCUAACUGAUAUUUUCCAAACUGCUGCGGCAACGGCAACAGGAGAAACAUCGUCCAAAGUAGAAAUCAAAUCCGAUGCAUUUACCGAUUUGGAUCCAUUAGGUACUGGUCGCAUACGGCCAUAUGUCGAUAAGAAAUAUUUUUUCCAAGAGCUUAAAAAUCCACCAAAAAAAGUUUUGAAAGAUCUCACAGCUAACACUUCCGUAACAUCGUCGUCCUCAUCGUCAUCGUUAAUGAUUGCGACAACAACGCCGCAAGCUGCUAAUGUAACAGUAGCGGCGACAGCCCCAGCAACAGCUGCCACCAAUAUCGCUAAGUCACAUGCAUAUGCCACCACAGCAACAGCAACAGCAACAACAUCAGCAACAGCAACGGCCUCGGCUAUCUUUUCAAUGGGCGAAACACAAAAAUCUUAUCAUAAUAAUUUAUUGCAAUCGUCAGUUACAGAUGAAAUAUUGAACCUGCAGGAUUUCGAUAUGAGGCCAACUACAUCUCAGCUAACCUCAGCAAUGUUACUAACAAGCUCGUCUACCAUUAAUUCCCUACUAACAACCGUAACAACAACAACCGCAUCUGCAUCUGCCUCAGUGACAGCCCCAUCUCUUUUGACCACAGAACCGCUGGCAGCAUCAGUGUCUGGAACAACAGCAUCAGAUCCUGUUAUGUUGCCGCGUGAUACAGAUCCUUUUUCGCCUACACGAAAGAAGAGUGAUCCCUUUGAAGAAGGUGGCGAUAUUUUCUCAAAAUUGGAUCCCUUCGAGUUUGAGUUCAAUGGUACCGAGCAUAGUGUGACAGAGAAGUCAAGAAAGUCCACCUCCGAUUCGAUGCCUUCACCCAAGCUGGGGGGAGAUGCCGCCCCCGCAUCUCAAGAUCUGUUGGCUGGUCAUUUGCAAGUAAGCUUGCCGCCAGAGGGUGGCGCUGCCAGCGGCAGUGGUUUUGGCGAAGUGACUCAAACACAGAGCACCAUACGUUCACGUCCGGUUCCCUCAUCUGCAAUGGCCUCGGGAAGUGCUUCGCUGGGAGGAGUUCCCGCACAAUUACCACCUGCCUCCUUGUUGAAGCAGCAAACGGUGGAUGUCAUUUCAAGCAUUUCCAACAAAAAGAUGCCUCACCUGUUUGGCCAAUCCUCUCGAUUUCCCAAAAGGGAUUCCAACUCCAUAAAUAUGCGCCGUUUGCAGGAAUCCGACUCGCUGAGUGAGACUGAGACGGCUCCGGAGCCUCCGCCGCGCCCCGACUCUGCCACCUAUUCUGAGCCACCUCCUUUGCCGCCCAAAAAACAAUUCAAUGAUAUUGUGAUUAGGCCAAGGGCCGGAACAUCGUCGACAGCAGCAUACUCUUCGAGUCGCUAUGAAAGUGUCAACUCUGGCUUGGCUUCAAAGUUGGGAGCGACAUCGCGUACUCCUCCCAUGAGCAGUGGAGCAGCAGAUGUGCCUCCAAUUCCAUUGCCCUCGCGAAGAGUGGGUCGUUCUGAUGGUUCAUAUCCUGGGCCCGGAAGACCUCGGAAGCCAGGGCACACCGAGGACGAUUAUCUAGCACCUUUGUCUGGGUCUUCUGCUUCAGCCAAUAUAGGGGUUUUACAUAAUCCAGAUGUGCCACCAUUGUUGCCUCCACCAACGCAAAGCUCAACAAGGACACGAACUAAUCGCCAGCAAUCAUUCCAUCAGUCAAGCAAAUCACACGAUAUUUACGAAAACAAAAACGAAAUUUUGCAACAGCAAAAGCAGCUGCAGCAGCAACAACAACAAAAACAGCAGCAGCAGUUGCAUACCAAUCCAUCCGAAGCCGCUCCUCUGGUACCAGACAUUACCCUUAGCCAACUUUUAACCCUGGGCAUUGAUGAGCUUUCAACUAAACUAAAUGUACCCACAUCGAAGCUUUCGACCAUGACGCUUGUGGAAUUGACCUCAUAUCUGGCGGAAUUCCUUGAGCAAUCUAAACCCGAGCCUAAACCAAAAAUAUCCGAUCAACAGACCAUAUUCAAGGUUAACUUUGAUCAGGAAGCUACUUUUGUGGCCAAAUUUGAUGACACCUUUGGCGAGGAUUUCCAGCAGCCAGCUGCGUCCGCUGCAUUUGAAGCCAACUUUGCCCAAUUUGAUCAAGUAAAUGUGGAACCACCUGCCGCGGCCCAACAGAGUUCUUCGGUGCCACCGGCUGAUCGUUAUGCUGUUUUUAGAGAAAUCAUUGACCAGGAACUGCAGCAGCAGCAGGAGUCGGUUGAUCUCAUUGGCGAUGUCAUGGAGGCAGACGAAACACAGCCAAGGCAGGAGCAACAAUUCGAGAGCAACAUUGCACUUAGCACAGAUCUCGAUAUGGCUGCAGCUUCUCAAGAUCUCUUGAGUGGUGACAUGCCUGAAAUCGGUACACAUCAGCCCACGAAAAUCGAUACGAAAAUAUCGGAAGUUUUAGCCCAAGCUAAAGAUCGCUAUGCCGCCUUAAGGGAUUUAAUUUUGGUGGAAAAUCUCUUCGAUAAUCCAGCUCCCCAGCAUAGUGAAGUCGCAGACAUAUCGGACCAUGGUCAUUCGGAAUCCAAAUCACCUUUUCAUGGGUUUUCCGGCUUCAAUGACGAUGACGAGGAUCAAGAUUUAAAACAACUUAUGGAUCAGAGCGUGCAUUUGGAUGCCACCACUCAACAACAGAGACUGGGUUUGGUCGAUAGUCGUGGCUUCUUGGUGGAGCCCUCCUCUUCCGCCAUCACCGUGGAAGAUGAUGAGGAGGACGAUGAGCGUCGGGCCGGCAGAGAGGAUAAAGAUUAUCAGGGUGGCGCUAGCAGCGCCGACAGCAAUGACAAGGAUAACGAUAAGGACAACUUGACCAUUGCAACCUCAACGUAUGAACAACUAGCCAAUUCCAAUCAACAACUGGAAGAAAUCGGAGAAAAGCCUGAUAAAAUCGAAGAUACUCCAAAGAUAAGCAUCACUCAAAGUCUAACCAUCACUAACGAAAACAACUAUUUGUCGACGGGUAGUGUGGUAUCUUCGGCUCUGUCGGGCUCCAAGGAUGAUCUGGAAAUUGACGACUUAAUGCAGAGAGCUAUAUCAAAUCUUUCCCUCGACUCCAGGGAGCGAAAUUCGCCGGCAAUUUCAGCAAAUCUCCUAAGCACUACCUCUGGCCAACCUCAAGUAACGAAUACGGCCACCACAACAAUGACUCCACAGCACUUCAAUGAUGUUAGCACUUCGCCAAUUCCUAUGCCAAAGUCGCCGGCCGCUUCUAUAACAACGCAAGCGAAGUCGCCUAACAACAGCAGCAAAUCGCCCCAGCAAAUAUCACCAUUGCCCAGCCAUUUGAAUGUCGUAUCGCAAAUCAUUGACGCAGCAACGAGACAAAUGCAAACCGAUACUGUAUCGAAAACUUCGAAUGAAUCUUGGGCCACAUUUGAUACGCCACAACAUCAGCCGCCUGCGCCGCCGCCAGUGUCUUCAGAUAAGCGAGCUAGACCUUCUGCCAAGGCCUUGGCCAAAUCGAAUAAUUUCCUCAAUUUGCCACCACCGCCCGGUUCAACAUCAAAUUGUUCGCAAAACGAUAGUGCUUUGGAAUCACCCUGCUCUUCGGAUCCACGAGAUGAAGGAUGGCAUAAGCGUGCAAUGGGUGGCAGCAGUUUAUCAUUGGGUCACCAUUCAGCUGUUGGCAGUACAUCGGGCCAGAGACGCUAUCACAAGAAGGAACGUCAAAACACAUCGUCCUCCUCCAGAGAUCUUAGCUGGGAUGAAGACCAAGGCGUUGUGGGCAGUGGUCAUAUGAUGGAUUAUGCACAGGGUAAACGUGUGUCUGGACCUUCUCAGGGCAGUCUAACUACCGAACGCCUAGGUUACUAUAGGCGGCAUGCGAGACGCAUGAAUUCAUGCGAUGAGGAUUACGAAUAUGAACAAGAUUUCUCCAGCGGUCGCAGCAGAGAUCCUUGCAAACACAAACGGAAUAUAUCCAAAAGUCGGGACAAUUUUGAUAUGGAUUCGCCCGGCUGGUACCACCACCACGGUGGACCAUCGCAUCCUUCGCAUCAUACUUGGUCUUCACAAGAAAUUGAACAAGCUCGCGGUCGAUCAUUUGAUCGUUCCGCCUAUGAACGUACAACGUAUGGACCUCCCAUAUAUGAUAAGAGAGGUGUUGGACCGCCAUUGCCACCCACUUCCAGCUAUGAUCGUCGCUCGGUUACCAGUGGUGGUUAUGAGAAACGUAACAAAUAUUACCGUGGAGAUGCGGGUGUGCGGCAGCCAAAUAGCGAGCAUUUGUAUAGUUUAGAUGAUUUUGAUGAAAUGUUGGCAGCCACAGGUAAAAUACCACCGCAUCUGGCUGCCAUGUAUGAGGAAAUGAAGUCUGAUUGCUGUUCACCUCAAAUGGGUGGACAUCGUCAACGCACCUCUGACUAUAUGUAUGAACGUGAUCGUAAAUCCUUUGACCGCGAGAGUCUGGAAUCGUAUGAGGGUUCACAUGCACCGACACGUCGGCGCAGACGUAGCUAUGACAGUGGAGGCAUGCCAUCAGAUCCCUAUGGCAGUUGCGACAGUCGCGAUGAAUACAAUCGCGAUCGCUGCUUUAUGACGGCCGAAAAGAGUCGUUCUCUGCGAAAAUCCCUAAAAUCCCUGCGAGUGUCUGGUGAUAUCGACUAUGAUCAGGAUUCCGAAAAGGAGUAUCAUUAUCGGGAGCAAAGAGCGCGUUGUGAUACUAGAAGCUUACAAAGACCUAGUCAAUUAUCCACCCAAGGCGGAGCAGGUGGAAUUGGAGCGAUAAAUACAUUAGGUUCACAAUCUCGUAUUCGUAAGAGCAGUGGUUCUAGCCCCUGGGAUGGGGAAGAGCCUCCUAUGCCAGGACAAAAGGUGUCUUCAUCUUCUUGGAAACGACCUUCCAGCGCCGCAGAUGCAGAACGUCGUUUGGCCGAAAGCCGCAGAGCAGCUGCAGUAAAGGGACAAACGCCUUCAGGUUCAGAGGACGACAAGGAUCGAAGAUAUCGCAAGAAACGAGGUUUACGUGGUAAAGAUCUGACCACAAUUCCUGGCAGUGCUGGAAGAUAUCGAGACGCCCCGCCGCCCAUGCGUAGCAGUAAUUAUGAUUACAUAGGCGAUCUUGAUGAUGAUGCCGAAGACUAUGUGGACGAAGAGGAGGAGGAGGAGGAAGAUCGUGGCAUUGGUGAUGAUGAAAUUUCGCCCGCAGAUGAAGAUAAAUUUGCCCGUUUGGAAAUGCGGCGUCAUGAAAUGCAUAACCGAAUGAUGGAUACCCAUGUGCGUCGGCGAAAGGAUGCUGCUCCGCCUCAAAGCCAAAUAAUGCCCAUGGCUUAUCGUAAAAAUGCCCCUGGCCCAUAUGGAAGAAAACCUCUACCGCCUGCAGAAAGUAAACACCAUGCCCAGGAUUACGGCUACGAUGAUGAUGGCGAUUACGAGCAGACACCAACGCCCAGAUCGAAUACCAGCAGCGCUUUGCCCACAGCCACUCCAAAUACUUCAACCAAAUUUAGUUUUGAUGUGGGAUUUGAAUCAGACUUUAACCAAACUUCACCACCGCCCGCGCCAGCGGGUACUGCAUCCAGCUGCAAUUCAACACCAGCAGCCAAUGUUAGUGCGGCCAAUACGCCAGCUUCAAAGUCAUCAUUUCGAUUUUCUAACGAUUUCUCAUCGGGUCUUGAGAGGGAGAAGCAGCAUUUUCAACAUUCAGCCGCCGCCGGUAGCUUGCAGCAAUACGAUCUGGAAAAUCGAGGCAUCUCGCCACAGGCAGCGGCGCCAACACAGGUCAGUACGCCAAAACUUCGUUUUGAUGACAAUGUAAAAGUGUCGCAGUUCGAUGAUGCCUUCGAAGAUGACUUCUCAAAGACCAGUUUUGAUGCCUUCGAAAAUGAUGAUCAGUGGCAAGAAUCCUUGCAGCGAACUGCCAAACAGCAAAUGCGCAACAAUAAAUUGCAGCAGCGUCAGCAGGAACUCAUCAAAAAAUCCGAAUCCAUAAAUAUUUUCGCCAAGAAGGUUGAGGACCCAUUCGAAGAUGAUGACUUCUUUAAUAGUCCCGGCACACAGACGCAAAACUCAGCAUCUGGUGAUAAACAGGACAAUGGUGGAAGCGGCGGCGGCAGCAGCAAGACCUCAAACAAUGGCAAUAGCUUCCAUCCACCAAGCUGGGAUGACAACAAUACAAAUUUUGCUAAGUUCGAUGAAAAUAUGUGAUUUGAUAACUUCGUGAAUAACAAAUGCAAUAUAACAGUUUCCAAGCUGCACUCUGGUGGCGAUGAUGGCGAAAAGUGGGUUGGUGAUGGUGACGACGGCGAUGACGACGACAUGGAUGACUAUAAUCACUAUGCCGAGAUAGAUGUUUUAGCUUCCAAUGACUACUAUUACAUAACAAAUCUAAAUCACUACUAUGAGCAGCAGCAUAAUUUAAAGAGUUUGCGCAAAUCUACGCAUCAGUGCCAUCAUAAUAGGUAUUACCAACAUUACCAGCGUCGUGAUUGCGAUUCAUCAUCGUCCUCAUCCUCAUCGCCGAACAAUCGAAAUAUAUUUCUAUCGAAUCGUUCGACAUCGGUGUUUACUCAGUGCCAUACACAAUCGAAGUUGGGAAAAUCUCGUUACUACCAGCACCAGUCUUACCAACCACAGCCACACCAACAACAGCAUAAUAAUCUGGUCACAGGUCAUAGAACGGGACUUGCCGCAGUUGAUUUAAAAAAUACCAACAACAUUCUACGCAAUACUCAAAAACGAUGUCGACGUAAAUUAUUUGCCUUUAAUUUUAUGCUAAAAAAUUUAAUAACAUAUCGUUUUAAAUAUGACAUUCUCUAGGUCAAACAGUAUUCACAUUUCCCCAGAGACUUUGAAGGACUUAUCUCUUUGAAAUUCGCCAUCAAUUCGACUGUUAUUUCACUGGUAGAGAAGUUGUGAGUUGCCCAAGUGUUGCUACUGCAGGAUUCCAAUACCAUACAAAACGUUUGUAUUGUAAUUUUAUAACAUUUCCAUUGAAAAUGUUACCAAAAAAACAUCUUUCUCACAUACCAUGGUGGUAAAAGACUGGUUCUAUGGCCAAACAUGUUCAUAGCUUCUUUUCAACGUUUUACUGUCAAGUUUCGGUGUUUAUUUCCAUUUGCCAUUGAUAAUUUCAUGGAAAAUACGGUUGUUGUUAUAGCAGUUUGUUGUGUUCUAUCUUUCGUCUGUUUGAUUCUGUUGAGCGUCAAGAUCCAGAAACUCUGCGAUUAAGAUGGGGUGCGUCCAGAGGGAUCUGGGCCUGGGUCGAGUGGGUCUCGCUGGGCAGUUAAACAGGUGACGUGCAUCGUGUGGAUCCUGGUCACAUCUUCCACGUCGGCAUUAAUGCUUGGUCAGUAGGAGUUAAGGUGGCUGCAUCUGCGAGAACGGAAUUGAGCCCGAACUACUCUGGUUUGCCGGGGGAGGUCAAUUUCUUCGGGGGCAAUGGGAGGCGGUCUUUUUCCAAGGACCGCAUUCACCCGAAAGCUAUUUACCGCAUCUGCUACCGUGUUUGCAUGAAUGUUGUCUAGACCCGCCGCUUGAUCUAGGGGUUCUCUUUUGUAGCGCUUAAGGCUUCUGGGCGGUGGAUAUCUAUCCACAAAAUGAUGACUUGGAUGGUCUCUCCGAUAAUAGUCCAAAAGGUAUUGCUUAGACAGCAUGUAUGUAUGUCUUCGCAUAAACCGCCCAAGGGUUUCAAUCCAAAUGUCUUUCUGGCUAAAGUUUCUUCUUUCAUUCUCAUAACUUGAUAACUCAAACAGCUUCAGGUUCAUAUGACCCCAAUAUUCCGAGAUAAUGCAGAUUGGCUCAUAUAUUAAAAGGUAUUUUCCUUUUGAAUACUUAUAACACUGCCUCAUUCGUUUCGGAAAUAGUCAUGCUUCUGCUCUAUAAAGGAACAGUUUCAGUGUCUUGUAGUAGUAUAAGUUUUGCUCUUAGUUGCAUUUAAUGGUCAAUAUAAUUGAAAACAAAACUAAGGCCAUGUGUGGAGGUGCGUGCCAUGAUUAAUAAAGUCAAUAAAUAUUUCAAAACUAUAGUUACCAACAUUCAGGGUGUAUUUGUACCAAGUUUUGCGCUUUUUUUGCGCCUUGAACAUAACCUGGGCAGACCAAGGAUCUACUAAAUUACUAAAUUUCCCAUGAACAUUCCAUUAAGAAACAGAAGGUACUUCUCUCAUAUCAAUGAGUGCAGUCCGAUUAAUGUCUAAGCUCAAUGAUAAGGGACCUUCUUUCUAUAGCCGGGACCUAAUGGAGUUUCGCAGUGCGACACCUCUUUGAGGAGAGUUUUUACAUGGCUGCAAUACCAAAUGGCACACUACCUCACAAAUGUAGCCAGCAUUAGUAAAGGGAUAAACACCGCCAAAAAUUAUUCUGAUGUUCACGCCGGGAUUUUAACCGUUUGGCGUCAUAGGCUAACCUCUGCGCCACGGUAGCCUCUAAGGAUUCUACGAGUUAGAAUGUUAAAUUUGGUAAGACAAACUAGUAAUUAGUUGUGCUAUCUCAGGAGCAGUAGAAGAAAGAUUCCUUCUAGGUCCGUUGAAACAGCCAGAUUGCUUUUAAAGCCAAUUCGGGACACGUACACAUCUGGUUGUUGUUGUAGCCACAUUUGCAUGUGGAGGUGGCUAUUCUCGUCAAGAUCAUCUAGGUGAGCAGGCUCGUUCCGGUCCAAAGGACCGAUCGCCGCGGAAACAGGGUGACCAUUUGUUAAAGAUGCCAAUAACUCACCUUAUCAUGGCGAGCAUCAUAGGCACUCAGAAUUUAAGCAAGAGACAGUGCCAUUCGACCUCUCUCUAAGACUCUCCGCUCGAUACACCAUACAUACAGUGAUCUGUUACGACUGGCACGAUGAGUGGACCUCUGUUUUAGCUAAAGUGGUAGAACCCUUCAAGUUUAUAUUGGAGCGUUCUCUAAAGGUCAAUGAAUGACAGAAGAUAGGCCUUAUCGCGAAGAACUAGUCAACAUGUAGCUAAAGACAAACUCUCUGUGGCCCGGCACCCUCGUUGAGAGAUCUCCGACAGUUGAAGGGGAUUUUUGACGCAAACAGCAAUAACUUUGAAAAUGAAAUUCUGCUUUCGGCAUUAACUUAGAUAACUCUCAUUUAUCUAUUCUCACAAGCGCCACCCACCGAUCUAUCCAUGGAAUGCAACAUUUUUAUCUAUAUAAAGGGUGAUUUUUUAAGAGCUAUAGGAAAGUUUUUCGAAAAAAAGAUACAUAAAAUCAGAAAAAUGCAUAAAAUCUAAUGUUUGAUAAUGUUCGAAAAUUAUUUCAUGCAAAUUUAGACCUAGGCUGGGCCUCAAAGGGUCCAUCCGCUUUGUCCCAUUUUGGCAUACUCUUUCCAACAUUUCGGCCGGUAUCUCACGAAUAAAUGCUACAAUGUUGUCUUCUAAUGUGUCAAUUGAAGCGGGCUUGUCUGCAUACACAUGAGCUUUAAUAGUGCCCCACAAAAAAUAGUCUGAAGGCUCUAAAUCGCACGAUCUAGGCGGUCAAUCGACCGGUCCCGAACGUGAAAUAAAAUGUUCACCGAACUCGCCUCUCAAUAAGUCCAUUGUUACGCGUGCUGUGUGGCAUGUGGCACCGUCUUGUUGAAACCACAUGUCAUGCAAGUCAAGCUCUUGCAUUUUGGGCAAAAAAAAAAAUAGUUGGAUAUCAUCUUACGAUAGCGCUCACCAUUUACAGUUACGAUACGAUUCGCAUCAUCUUUGAAGAAGUACGGUCCAAUGAUGGCAUCAGCCCACAAACCGUACCAAACUGUGACUUUUUCUGCAUGCAUUGCCAGCUCUUGCAAUGCUUCUGCCUGAUCUUCACUCCAAAAUCGAUAAAUUUGAUUACUUACGUACCCAUUGAGCCAAAAAUUUGCUUCGUCGCUGAACACAAUUUGAACCCGAUGAACUUUCCAAACAGAGCACUCAUUUUGAUAAUAAAAUUCAAUAAUUUGCAAGCGUUA